Hemicordylus capensis (graceful crag lizard) is the source of this 1404-nucleotide messenger RNA. RefSeq names its product vomeronasal type-2 receptor 26-like. Bases 1 to 1404 code for a protein of 467 amino acids. The record is from RefSeq and is a predicted model, not a curated record. Gene Ontology annotation, cellular component: membrane. Gene Ontology annotation, molecular function: G protein-coupled receptor activity. Gene Ontology annotation, biological process: G protein-coupled receptor signaling pathway. The transcript has 5 exons. NCBI's taxonomy places the organism in Eukaryota, Metazoa, Chordata, Lepidosauria, Squamata, Cordylidae.
AUGGCCAUUCGGGAAAUCAAUGGGAAUCCCAGGCUUUUACCCAACCUCACCCUGGGCUACAAUGUCUAUGAGACCAAUUUUGAUGGAAGAAUUACUUCUGAUGCCAUGAUAGACCUUCUAGGAGGCAGGGGGAACAACAUUCCAAACUACAGCUGUGGAAAGUGGAAUCAUGCGUUGGCUGUGCUUGAAGGGGCUGACUCUGACAUCUCCGUCCAGAUUUCAUCCAUAUCAGGCACCUAUAAACUCCCACAGCUGCGCUCCACGGAUGGCUCUCCACACCCGGCCCCCGGGUCUGCUAGUGGACGAGGGGGAACCUCCGUGGACCCCCCCCCCGCCACCUCCAGCAACUCCCCGGAAGGGAGUGAGACCCUGCCUCGUUCCAGGUGCACAGAACACUGCCACCCUGGAUAUGUCAAGGUCAUUCAGGAAGGAAAGCCAGUUUGCUGCUAUAGUUGUGUUCCAUGCACGGAAGGGACCAUCUCCACCCAGGAAGAUGCAGACCAUUGCAACAAAUGUCCAGACGAUCAGCAUCCGAACAAGGAUCACAAUCAAUGUGUCCCCAAGAAUAUAACUUUCCUCUCUUAUGAAGAACCUUUGGGGAUCAUCCUGCUUUCAUUGGCCUUACACUUGUCCCUCACCACAGCUUUUGUGUUGGGAAUCUUCAUUAAACAUCAGCACACUCCAAUGGUCAAAGCCAACAACCGGGACCUCUCCUACAUCCUCCUUGUCUCCCUCCUGCUUUCCUUUCUGUCCUCCUUCCUGUUUAUUGGCCAGCCAAGGAAGGUGACCUGCCUUCUUCGACAAGUCACCUUCAGCAUCAUUUUCUCGGUUGCCGUCUCUUCCGUGUUGGCCAAAACCGUCACAGUAGUGGUUGCAUUCAUGGCCACCAAACCAGGGAACAGGAUGAGGAGGUGGCUGGGGAAGCGUUUGGCCAACUUCAUUGUAUUUUUCUGUUCCAGUGUUCAGCUUGGGAUCUGCACCAUCUGGCUGGGGAUCUCUCCACCCUUCCCAGAGUCUGACAUGCACUCUCAGCCUGGGCAGAUCACCAUGCAGUGUAACGAAGGGUCUUUCGCCAUGUUUUAUAGCGCCCUUGGCUACAUGGGCUUCCUAACCACUGUCUGUUUCACGGUGGCUUUCCUAGCUAGGAAGCUGCCUGGGGCAUUCAGUGAAGCCAAGUUGAUCACCUUCAGCAUGCUGAUCUUUUGCAGCGUCUGGGUCUCCUUUGUGCCCAGCUACCUGAGCACCAAGGGGAAAUCCAUGGUGGCUGUGCAGGUCUUCUCCAUCUUGGCCUCCAGUGCUGGCUUACUGGGCUGCAUCUUCAUUCCCAAGUGCUACAUUAUCAUCCUGAGACCUGAUCUGAAUACAAAGGAGCACCUGAUGGUGAAAACUGAAGGUGGUAUCUGA